Meloidogyne enterolobii is the source of this 270-nucleotide messenger RNA. The record is from the annotation of a GenBank genome assembly. NCBI's taxonomy places the organism in Eukaryota, Metazoa, Nematoda, Chromadorea, Rhabditida, Meloidogynidae.
AUGCAGCAAACAGGCUCCUUCCUCUCUAUCUGCAUUUUAUCCUUUUUGGCCAUAUUUUUGAGUUAUGCUAAUUCACAAGAAUUGGGGUCUGUAGCUGUUAAUGAGCCUUUACUUUUGGAGGAAUUUAUGCUACAGCAAAUGCCAAAACGUGGAGCUAUGAAGAAAGCUGAUGUUCGCGAUUUCAUUGGGUCAAUUAAUAGUGCUUCCCGGCUUCGAUAUGGCAAGAGAGCGAUUUUGGAGCCCGUGAUAAUAGCUUCUCCAUAUAAGUGA